AUGCUUUUUGGAGUCAGCCUAUUUGCUUGCCUUUUGGCGUUACCAGCUGGUCUGGCUGCGUCUUCUACCUCGGCUUGGCCUGAAUGCGCAGUCGAAUGUUUGAAGAUCGCCAGCAACUCGACAUGUUCCGUUACAAACCCAACGUGUCUCUGCACCGAUGAGAUGAUCCAGAUACCCAUGGACAUGUGUAUCAAGAAAGGAUGCACGAUCAAGGAAUUAUUGGUCACAACCAACUUGACCAUGACCAGCUGCGGUGCUCCUAUCCGAGACAAGACCGACGAAUACAUCAUCUUGUCUAACACGUUUGCCGUUAUCACCGGCUUGUUCAUCCUUCAGCGAUUUGUCUCAAAGAUCUACUGGAAGCUUCCUCUUGGUCUCGACGACUGGUUCAUCCUCAUCACCUUUCUCUCUGGUGUUCCGAGCUCAGUAAUCACUGUUCACGGUACGGCAGCAAACGGCCUAGGUCGUGACAUCUGGACUCUUACUCCGACGGAAAUCACCAAUUUUGGCUACUUCUUUCACGUCAUGGCUAUCCUCUACUUCGCCCAGGUGACACUUCUAAAGCUGUCCCUCCUAUUCUUCUACCUUCGUAUCUUUCCCACUGUUGGCGUUCGAAGGACUCUCUGGGCCACCGUCAUAUUCAAUAGCCUUUUUGGAUUGGCUUUUGUAUUUACUGCCGUUUUUCAGUGUAAACCCAUCAGCUAUUUCUGGGAGAAGUGGGAUGGCGAACACCAAGGGCACUGUGCUGAUCUCAACGCCAUCACUUGGUCCAACGCUGGCAUCAGCAUUGCCCUUGAUUGCUGGAUGCUUGCUGUUCCUUUGUCUCAGCUUAAGGCGCUGAACUUGGAUUGGAAGAAGAAGAUUGGUGUUGGAAUGAUGUUUUGCGUGGGCACGUUCGUCACUGUUGUCAGCAUUCUGAGACUGAGAGCGGUUGUUAAGUUCAAAGCCGAGACAGAGAACGCGACGUGGGAGUUUCUGGAAGUUUCUAAAUGGUCUACCAUCGAGAUCAACGUCGGCAUGAUUUGCGCCUGCAUGCCCUCCCUACGGAUCUUACUGGUCCGGCUCUUCCCCAAGAUUCUGGGCACUUCUCGGCGCUACUACCAAAACUACGCGAGCAACACUGGACGAAACACAAACAAGAACAGGUCUAGACAAUUGGGCACCAAUGCUACCACAGAGGUGGAUACGACUAGUCGGCCGGUUGAGUCGAGGGGGAUCACGUAUCAACGUACCUAUGACGUGCAGUAUGGCGAUAGUGAUGAGACGCACUUGGUUCAUAUGAAGGAUUUGGAUGCAAAGAGCGCUAGAUCUGGGGUUUCUGGGGUUUCGGUAUAG
Molecule: messenger RNA, 1335 nt
Organism: Fusarium vanettenii 77-13-4
Lineage: Eukaryota; Fungi; Ascomycota; Sordariomycetes; Hypocreales; Nectriaceae
Exons: 4
Coding region: 1-1335 (444 amino acids)
Source: RefSeq, a predicted model, not a curated record